This is a messenger RNA of Linum trigynum, 7364 nucleotides long. Lineage: Eukaryota; Viridiplantae; Streptophyta; Magnoliopsida; Malpighiales; Linaceae. The record is from the annotation of a GenBank genome assembly.
UAUACAAACACCCUUUCUCUCUCUGGUAGCAUUAAAAACCUGCUCUUGCUCUUGCUCUACCAUAAAUGCAAUUGCACCCUCUCAAUACGCUCUUCCUCCUUCUCCUUCUCCCCGCAAUAACUCCUCUUCUCUGGCUGCCCGCAUCUCCCCACCUGUUUUCCUCCCUUUCCCUUCUUCUUCCUCCAUCCAUCUUCACCAUCUCUUCCUCCUUUGAUCUGUUCAAAAAUCUCCUACCCUUCCUUUGUUUCUCUCUCUAGCAGUCAUCAUCUCAUCAAGAAAACCCUACUUUCCUCGGCCCUCUUUUUCUCUAGCACAGCAAACACAUCAUUAAGAGGAACAAGGACACAGUCCCAAGAGUCAAACCAGUCCAGCUGCUGAGGUUGAACAAUCAAGCUCCUUGGUCUCGAAGUAAAAGGAAGAAGAAACCCUAAUCUGGGGGGUAAGUCCUUGUUUUGCUCAUAACCCUUUCAUCUUCCUGUAUAGUUGUAUCUAGUCUUGCAGUCUACUGAGCUUGAUUCUCAAUCCGAUCCACGAGAAUUCUGAUGGAGGUCUAGGAGUUAAUAGGUUUACGUUAGUGUUUUAUGAGGAGAGAGAGAGAGUGGAAAAUGAGGAAUGGCGAUGGGAUUUUGCCGAGAUCUUAGCGGCCAAGCGUUAUGAACUUUUUUUUUUGGGGUUGUUGUAAGGUUUAUUACAAUAAUUUUCUUGUUCCGUUGUUGUAACUUGUAAGUGUUAAGACCUUAUUAUACGGUGUUGCGGUGGUGAUAAUAAUAAGGGGGAAAAGAAGCCAUCUCUCUCCUUUUUCUUUCUCAGACUUGGUAAUGUAAUGAGAGUCGAGAGACCUUUGUUUUUUUUUUCUUCCCCAGAGAAUCUAGUAAGAAGUCAAAAGGAUGUGCAUAAAACUAAACAAAAACCCAACAAUUUCUACUUACUGAAAACUUGCUUUUGCUUCCUACUUACUUACUUACCCUCUCUCUCUGUUGAUUUGCCUUCUUCUUUCCCUAGGGUUUCUCUUGAUGUGAAAGAAAGAAGCUCUCAGAAAAAGUUCUCCACACACAUAUAAACAUGCAUUGCAAGAUGGAGAUCCAUACCCGCGAAAGGUCCCCCGAUCUUGGCUAGCUACCUAAAUCUAGCCCGCAAGCUUUACUCUCCAACCACACAAAGGUACACUACUGCUAUAUCUCUCACUCUUGUUCUAUUUGCGAGGGUUUUCGUUUAGAUACUCGAAACCCGAACAAGAUGAAAACAGUGAUUCGUUUGCAUCCUCUAGUUCAUGUACCGUGUAAACAAGUUUCUUCUUCCAUUCUGUAAACCGUUUACGUUUCUUCCCAAUUACCAUUGGCCAUCCAAAGCAUUUGGACUCUCCCUUAAUUAAUCUUCGAGAUCUCUCCCUCUCUCUCUCUCUCUCUCCCUGUCUCUCUUGCUUUUUUUUCACACGCUUGCCUUAUCACAUUCUUCUUCCCGUUUUCUCAGUUAACGCGUGUACGUACUAAAUCUCUCUUAUCAUUUUUCAGGAUUCUUAAGGAGCAAUAGUACGAGGAGCACUGGACAAUAGUUGCAGUGAGAAAGUACAUUGGUGGCAAAGAUGUUCCAACCAAACAUGUUCGACAGCCCGCACAUCUUCGAGAUGACCUCGAAGGCGUUCGAGGCCGAGAUGGGCAAGUCGAGGGACUUGAUGGACGACUACGAGACCAAGUCGGGAACCGAGACCAUGGGCGGAGCCGAUCCGUCGGGGGAUGACCUAGAUGGCAGCCCGACGCAGCCGCCGAACAAGAAGAAGCGGUACCACCGCCACACUCAGCGCCAAAUCCAAGAGAUGGAGGCCUUCUUCAAGGAGUGCCCCCAUCCGGACGACAAGCAGAGGAAAGAGCUGAGCAGGGAGUUAGGGUUGGAGCCGUUGCAAGUCAAGUUUUGGUUCCAGAACAAGCGCACUCAAAUGAAGGCACAACACGAGCGCCACGAGAACUCGAUCCUGAAGUCGGAGAACGACAAGCUCCGCGCUGAGAACAACCGCUACAAGGAAGCCCUAACCAACGCCUCGUGCCCUAACUGCGGCGGCCCCGCCGCCCUCGGCGAGAUGUCGUUCGACGAGCAGCACCUCAGGAUCGAGAACGCCCGCUUAAGAGAGGAGAUCGACAGGAUUUCGGCCAUAGCAGCCAAGUACGUGGGCAAGCCGAUCAACUCAUUCUCCUCCCAUCUCUCCCCACACCUACCCUCCCGCUCGUCGAUCGACUUCGGCGGGCAACCUUCAGCCGGCGGCUUCGUCGGUGAAAUGUACGGUGCCGCCUCGGACCUGUUGAGGUCGGUGGCUGGCCCCACUGAGGCCGACAAGCCUAUGAUCGUCGAGCUGGCCGUGGCGGCGAUGGAGGAACUCGUGAGGAUGGCUCAGGCAGGGGAGCCCUUGUGGGUCCCAGCGGCGGCGGCGGGCGGUGGAGAUCAUCAGUUUCUUCAUCAGGGAAGUAGUAAUAUUGUCGGCGAGAUGCUUAACGAGGAGGAGUACUUGAGGACGUUCCCGAGAGGGAUUGGGCCGAAGCCGUUGGGCCUCAGGUCGGAGGCCUCGAGGGAGUCGGCUGUGGUGAUCAUGAACCAUGUCAAUCUCGUUGAGAUCUUGAUGGACGUGAACCAAUGGUCGACUGUGUUCUGUGGGAUUGUGUCUCGAGCCAUGACUCUAGAAGUGCUAUCAACUGGCGUUGCUGGGAACUACAAUGGCGCCUUGCAAGUGAUGACAGCUGAGUUCCAAGUUCCUUCACCGUUAGUUCCGACGAGGGAGAAUUACUUCGUAAGGUAUUGUAAGCAGCAGAGCGACGGAACAUGGGCAGUCGUCGACGUCUCAUUGGACAGCCUCCGCCCGAGCCCGCUCUCCAAGAACAGAAGAAGGCCUUCCGGCUGUCUAAUCCAAGAACUACCAAACGGUUACUCCAAGGUGAUGUGGGUCGAACACAUCGAAGUCGACGACUCAUCGGUCCACAACAUCUACCGGCCGCUGGUCCACUCCGGUCUAGCCUUCGGGGCCAAAAGAUGGGUCGCCACGCUGGACCGGCAGUGCGAGCGGCUGGCCAGCUCCAUGGCCAUGAACAUUCCCGCUGGCGAUCUCUGUGUGAUGACGGGGCCGGAAGGGAGGAAGAGCAUGCUGAAGCUGGCGGAGAGAAUGGUGAUGAGCUUCUGCACCGGCGUCGGCGCCUCCACGGCCCACGCCUGGACGACGCUGUCACCGUCGGGGACCGACGACGUUCGUGUCAUGACGAGGAAGAGCAUGGACGAUCCCGGCAGGCCACCGGGGAUCGUACUCAGCGCCGCCACUUCUUUCUGGAUCUCCGUUCCUCCCAAGAGGGUUUUCGAUUUCCUCAGGGACGAGAACCACCGCAGCGAGUGGGAUAUACUCUCCAAUGGCGGCCAAGUUCAAGAAAUUGCCCACAUUGCCAACGGACGCGAUCCAGGCAACUGCGUCUCAUUGCUUCGAGUCAACAGCGCGAACUCGAGCCAGAGCAACAUGCUGAUACUGCAGGAGAGCUGCGUUGACGCGACGGGGUCGUACGUGAUCUACGCGCCGGUGGAUAUCGCCGCCAUGAACCUCGUGAUCAGCGGCGGGGACCCGGACUACGUGGCGCUGCUCCCUUCGGGGUUCGCGAUUCUGCCCGACAGGCCGACGGCGGCGGCGUUCAACCCUGCGGAAGGGAUCGUCGACGACGUGGGCUCCGGCGGGACUCUGCUCACCGUGGCGUUUCAGAUACUUGUGGAUUCGGUCCCCACGGCGAAGCUCUCGCUUGGGUCGGUGGCGACGGUGAAUAGUCUGAUCAAGUGCACGGUGGAGAGGAUCAAGGAGGCCGUCGCAGGGAAGACCGCAUAAAAUAAGGUAAAAAUAAAUCGCUAUCUAUUUAUUCAUUCAUUUUUUUUACUUCUGCUGCGGUAAAAUCUUGAUUAUUGAAUUAAGGCUAUUAUUCAUUCAUUAAGGAUAUUAAGGAAGAAACGGGAAGAAGUCAAGAACGCACCUAAGGUGAUCCUUUUGAUGAAGUGGGAAAGAAGUCAAAGGGUUGUAGCUAGGUUCGGGUAUUGACUUUGCCUAACUUCGAAGAUUUGGAGGUGGAGAGCAAAAGGAGAGGAAGUUCUUUUAAGUGUAAAAGUCGAAAGUACGAUAUUAUUAAUUUAUCUUUGUUCAUUGCUAUAUCAAUGAUGGAUUAUCGUGUUGUGUUAGAGAUUAUCCUUUAAUUUUGUAUUUAGGGUUUUGAUUAAAUAGGGGGUUGGUGUUUGAGUAGCAUUUUGGAAAAUUAGUGAUUGUGUAUGUUAGAGGCUAAUGUUAGAACUCCAAGUACAUUUGUUUUUUAGUUUUAGAACUUUUGUCUAAUGAGUAAUUGUCCAUUUCCUGUUCUCAUUAGCAUUUAUCAUUUACUUUAACACCUUUAACUAUGGAAUUAUCAUAUCUCCUGUUCAUAGUAGGAAUAGCUUUGAUCUAACACGAAUCGAUUUACAAAUAUUAUAAGAAAUAACUUUUUUUUAUCAUCAUGUAAUAUUAUUAUGGUAAUUUGUUUUUUCUAUAACUUGAACAUUAUAACAUCUUUUAAAAUAAUUAUCGAAGAGUCAAACAAUCUAUUACACCAUAAAUAUGAACAAAAUAUUUCUUUCAUUUACGGUUAGUACCAAACCAACCCCUUGAAAUUAACGAUGACAAAAUCAAUUUAUACUAUGAUUUCUGAUCAUGUUGAUGCAAGUUAUGUAGAUAUCUCGUUAUAUGUUUUUCUUGUGACCGGUCGGGAAAAUAACAAAGUAAAUAACAUAUUUGGUUUAUCAACCUGAUGCGUGUUAGCUAAUUCACGAACAUGAAAGACCAGUUUGACUAUACUUCAGAAGAUAUCGAUUACAGAGUAUUUGAGAAGGCUUAUAUAUAUGAACCUAGCUUGUCCAUCCAGCCAAAUUCCUAGUCAAUAUGGAGAUGAAAAGGUUGCAGACAAGGUUUAAAACUAGAGGGGAAAAUAUAUCUGUACAAGUGAAACCCAUAUACCAUGGAUCAUGACAUAUUUUCUCUAGUCACAAGAGAUAAUCAGAUUUCAAAUCACAUCAAUAGUUUUGAUGACAUAUCUCGAGUACAACUAGACUAGAAAAACCUUGUACAUUAAUGUCUGCCUUUAAAUUUUGGUGAACUCUGUUUUAUUUUUCAUUUAACAAAUUUGUUAACUCUAACUAGACACUUGCAUAUUCCAUGAUUCUAACUCUUAGGUUGUCUAAUUACAAACUCUACCACAACUAAUUUUCGGAUGAUAUGUUAUUGCAAGAGACCAACAUAAGUAAGAAGAGGCCAGCUAGUCAAGUCCUCCCAAUAUUUUCUACAAGUGUAUUGACUUACAACUCUCAUCAAUGUUUUGGUCAGUCGCGUAGUUGAUUGUAUUUUUUUGUGACCUGUUAUACGAGGAGUAAUCUAAGUUCAGGCGAAAAAUUUCUUAGGUCAUAUCUUACAACAUAAAUUAAAUACAAAUGACAUGAUUAUGCUAUUCUUAAGAACGUAACAAGAAAAGCAUUACUAAAUUGAGAAUGGAAUAUUCUAAAUUUCUGAUGAUAUUUUAGCUGGAGAAACAGCUGCGUCAUGUUUUACGAUGAGGAUUAGACACAAACAAACCAUGAAAGAGACCCAUUAGCUAGCUUGUUACCAUGUGAGGUGCUUCAAGGUACCAUGUGAGGUGCUUUAAGGUAAUAUCAUAUCAUCAACUGGAAUUCAAGUCCAGGUCUACUACGUACUAGCAACAGAUGGAAUUAUAUAAAUGGCCUUCUCAAUUGAGCAUUUAAACAACGUUUCCACAUGGAACUGAUAGAAACCUAAUUUUUAGGGUAUAUCAUUAUAGUAUUUAUUAGCAUAUUAUUAGAGAUGGUUAGUAGUCAUUGAGUCGUAUUAGGAUAGUCUAUUAGGUUUUCUAGUCUUUUGCUAUAAAUAUGUCAUAGGCAGUCAAGAAGAAUAUUAAGAAAACUCUUCCCAAACCCUAAUCUCCCUAUCCUCUCAAUUCUCGUUCUCAACCCUCUAAAGGCCUAGGCCGAUUCUCUAUCUUUCUCUUCUCAAAUCCCUAAUUCUGUUCUUAAUCCCUAAAUCCCAAUUACCGAUAGAAUCCUAGAAACAAGUUCUAUCAGGAACACUUCCUUGGACAUUUAUAUAGUGCAACAUAUUAAGAAUGAGGAAUUUUACAAUGCUAUAUAGUAUUGGUGCUAUAGGUUUUUGUCUUUAUGGUACAACUUGAAAUUGUACCUUUAACGUUAUGGUACAACUUCGGAUUGUACAUAUACUUUUUGUACAGAUCCUUUUAUGGUACAACUUGAACUUGUACCUUUAUGUGAUGGUACAACUUCAAGUUGUAAAGUUGUAUCAUAACAUAAUAAUACAAAUUCCUUUAUGGUACAACCUAAACUUAUACAUUAAAUGUUAUGGUACAACUUCAAGUUGUACAUUAAAGCACCAAUAAUAUAUAGCAUAGUAGUAGUCCUCAUUAAGAAUCAGUUGAUUGCAGUAACUCGAAUUGUUGAUAUAUGUUAAGUUGUAGAUCUUAUACUAUUUACUAAUGACCCGAGUUAUGGAACCAACUCGUUCUUGACAAGGUAGUAUAGCAUUUUGUGAUCGCGAAAUUUUCUAUUAUACUUGCAACCCCAUUUGUUAAGCACAUGGGUAUUUCGAACCUGUACUUCAAGCCAAUAUGAAUGACUUUGGUCUAAGAGGGUGUGUGUUAGUAUAAUAUGUGGUAUAAGAUUCAUUAUCGAACCUCUCCCAAAAAACUCGAGUUAUUGAGACCAACUUAUUCUUGACAUGAUAUUAGAGCAUUCCGUAACUAAGAGGUCUUGAGUUCGAAUCUGAACGGUAUACAUUUGUCAAGCACAUAGUAUUCAAACCUGUGCAAACUUCAAGCACAUAUGAAUGACUUUCAUUACAGAGAGCGUAUUUUUUUACGGUUAAUAUAUGGUAUAAGAUUCAUUAUCAAACCUCUCCCAACAAGUCCUCCUAUUCACAACCAACUGCUUCUUAACCCAACAAACAACAGAGGACUAUCAAUAAUUCAACAGUACUACACUACGCGUACGAACAGUGCCACAAAGACGAAGGACUGGUUGUUGGCGAUGGCGCGAAAAGGAAGCCAUAGCCAACCAUUAUGUGCAUUGAUAUUGACACGCUUAAUAUUCUUCUUCUGUGCUGCUGCUGCUGCAACGUACGUAGCUGCACCUGCCACUCUCGCUUCCCUUUCUUCCAUUUAAUUUCGUCCUUUUCGAUAUAGUAUAGUGCCCCAUCACACAAUUGAGUUGGCCACAUGGCGGAGGUUCACAAGACAUCGCCUACUUGCGAAGUCUUGUCAGGUGGUUUGGUUUUGGUAGUAUUCGCAGAAUACAGAUUUACCAGCUCA